Molecule: messenger RNA, 2005 nt
Organism: Aspergillus steynii IBT 23096
Lineage: Eukaryota; Fungi; Ascomycota; Eurotiomycetes; Eurotiales; Aspergillaceae
Product: FAD-dependent oxidoreductase
Exons: 2
Coding region: 209-1654 (481 amino acids)
Molecular function (GO): monooxygenase activity; FAD binding
Source: RefSeq, a predicted model, not a curated record
UUUUUUUUUUUUUUUUUUUUUUUUUUUACUCUCCAAUAUAUCAUAUUAAGAAUGGCCUGUGCCGGCUUGGUGCCGCGAAGGAUUUAUGCUCAUGAACCCUUCGACUUUUUCCACCCCUCGUCUGGCCCCAAUUCGAUUAUAUCACCGCUUCGUUUUCCCCAUUGAUGGCCAGUUGGAGUCUCGAAUACGAUUCUAACGACAUCGAAUCAUGUCCGCCGUUGAGAUGAACGUCGCCGAGAUCCCCCCUCAGUCGGGCAAGGACUGGUACGACUUCCCUACCGAAUGCGAGCGAUCCCUCACCUCGAUCAUGGCCCCUCGCAAUAUCGUCAUCGUCGGCGCCGGUAUUGCCGGCAUUGCCUGUGCCCUCUCCCUCUCGAAGGAAUUGACCCCCUUCGUCCCCGACCUCCAGAUCACCAUCUUCGAACGUCACGAUAUCCUCUCCACCUCCGGCGGCGCCAUCAACCUGACGCCGGUAGCACAACGACAUCUCGACCAGCUCGGCGUGCUGGCCGAGCUGGACCGACUCGGCGCAGAGGGCGGCUCGGAUGUCGACGCCAUUGAGAUCUUCUCCAGCCGAUCCGGCCGACAACUCGGAUCCAUCGAUUUCAUCGACCACGGCGGGAACGGGUUCGGCGGAUACAAAGGACGACGAGUGAUGCGGAUCAUCCUGUCCGUCGCCAUGCUGGCCAUGGUGGAACGCACGAAGAACGUCAACGUCGUCUUCGGCAAGAAGCUCGUCCGCGGCGAGGAGUCCGAAGACAAGGCUACCCUGCACUUCUCCGACGGCUCCUCCGCCACGGCCGACCUCGUGCUCGGCUGCGACGGCGUGCAUUCCGCCACCCGCCAGCAGUGGAUCGACCCGGCCUCGACGUCCGAGUACACGGGCAUCUCCUUCGUGCAGAGCGUCAUCGACACCGAGAGCGUCAACGCCCCUAUCCACUUCCGCUCCACCGCCAUGAACAUCUCCCGCCACGGCUCCCUCAUCACCAGCUACUGUGACCGCGAGCAUGAGCAGAUCUUCCUGGCCGCCAUCGUCCAGGUCAACGAGGACCUCCUGGCCCACUACCGUCUCGAACCUGGCCAGGACAUCCGCAAGCAAACCGCCAUCAAACGCGCUCUGCGCGACGAGAUGAAGCACCGCUUCGGAAAGUCCGCCGUCCCUUGCAUCCGUGAAAUGGCCAGCAAAUCCGCCGACUGGAUGCUCUACCCUGUCUACCAGGUAAAGCCCGGCUCAAAAUGGCACACAGACCGAGUCAUGCUCCUCGGCGAUGCCGCUCACGCCAUGCCCCCUCGCGACGAAUCCGCCGCCUACGCCCUCGACGACGCGAUCCUCUUCUCGCGCAUCCUCGCCAAACACCGGCACGAGCCCCUCUCCGCCGCCUUCAGAGCUUACGAGGACCUGCGCCGCGAAACCGUCAACACAGCAUUCAAGUCCUCGCGCCGCAUGUGGGAGAAACACCGGGACAUGAGUUUCCUGGAGGGCCGGCUCAAGGAGUGGACGCUGCCGUUCUACCUCAAGAAUUCGAAAGAGGCGCGCGAGGCCGCGUGGGAGUUCGACGCUACGAAAAUUAGCAUCCCCAUGCCGGUCGAGGAGCAGAGUUCCAGCUCGUCGUAUUCGUAUGAGAAGGAGUUUUCGGUUGCGAGGUGUAGGUAGUCACACUGUCUGCUCCUGGUGAUUCGUAUCCCUCAUCGGGUUAUUGGUUGGCUUGCUUGCUUUCAUGGGUUUCUCUUUCUUCCGGGGUUGCGGCUGGACUGGAUUGGGCUUGGCUGGGUCGGGGUUCGGGUUCGGGUUAUCGGUUCUGUUAUUCUGUCGCUUUUGACUUUCGCUUGCUGGCUUCUCUACUGUGAUGGUGUGGAUUGAUUCGGAUUGAGGACUGCUUCUGCUGGUGUAUGGAGUUUCAAGUCUGGACUGGUCGGUCGGUCAGGAGGGUCGGUCGGUCGGACAGGGAAGAUUGGAUGGACUGGAUUUGGUUGGAAUCGAUCAGUUUACGAGAUUACGAUAGCG